Anarrhichthys ocellatus (wolf-eel) is the source of this 3181-nucleotide messenger RNA. It is a transcript of the gene znf366, whose product is annotated as zinc finger protein 366. Gene Ontology annotation, molecular function: DNA-binding transcription factor activity, RNA polymerase II-specific; RNA polymerase II transcription regulatory region sequence-specific DNA binding. The transcript has 7 exons. Lineage: Eukaryota; Metazoa; Chordata; Actinopteri; Perciformes; Anarhichadidae. Gene Ontology annotation, cellular component: nucleus. The record is from RefSeq and is a predicted model, not a curated record. Bases 123 to 2351 code for a protein of 742 amino acids. Gene Ontology annotation, biological process: embryo development; regulation of transcription by RNA polymerase II.
UCAUUGUCAGGAGAGUUGCAGUGCGAGCAGGAGGGAGAGAAACGCAGGUACAGGUACAACAGCAGCACUUCAGCCAAACAGCAUCACAGAAAACACACUCUGCUACACUCAACUGAGAGAAGAUGGAAACGGACAGAGUGAAUUUCUCACCAGCAAGAAGGCCACUACUCAGAGAUGAGCAAAGACAAGUAUCUCAGCUGAGUUUCUACCUAAGCCCACCUCCACUCUACAUUAAGCCCCCCAAAUGCUCCCCUCCCAGAUACCCCAGCACAUCACCAAGCAAAGACAACUAUGGCGCGUUCAGCCCCCCCGCCUUCUUUCUUGGUCCGGGUUACACCCAAAGGGAAGGAUCCCAAAAACGCAAAAGAACUCCUCUCAAAAUGGACGGCCAAAGAGGUGAAUCUCCCGACAGAGGAGUCGAGGAGGCAGACAAAAGCAGCAGUAAGAAGACGGUGCACCUCUCUCACAUCCCCUUCUCCCUCCCACCUCGACCCAUUCCCUCCCCAUCUCCUAAGCCCAUCCCCAGUAUGAUCGAGCUAAACACACUGCAUCUUCAUCACAGAUCGCCAGGUAUGAAUCUACCUGUGCAGGUGAAACAGGAGCCUCUCAGUCCUUCCCCUGUUUGGCCUCCCUCUCCUCUCCUCCUCCACCCUCCCUACUUCCCACCUCUCCACCACAGCCUCUUCCCAUACCCUUUCUUCAUGCCCAGCCCCGUCAUGCACCUCUCCCCUGGUUCUUUCUACCCAAGAGAGGACCUCCGCCCCGGGCAUCGCGGCCGUGAAGGACCCCCUCGGGGUGGGACGACCAGUGCUGAAAAGCUCGGCCUCAACGUCCACGUGGAUGACAGUUAUUAUGUAGACAUGGGUGGAGGCCAGAAGAGAUGGAAGUGUCGCAUGUGUGAGAAGUCCUACACCUCCAAGUACAACCUGGUAACACACAUCCUGGGGCACAACGGCAUCAAGCCACAUGGAUGCCACCUGUGUGGGAAGCUGUUUAAGCAGCUGAGCCACCUGCACACACACCUGCUCACCCACCAGGGUAUGAGGCCCCACAAGUGCCAGGUGUGCCACAAGGCCUUCACUCAGACCAGCCACCUGAAGAGACACAUGAUGCAGCACAGCGAUGUGAAGCCAUACAGCUGCAGUGUGUGCGGUAGAGGCUUUGCUUACCCCAGUGAGCUUCGCGCUCACGAGCUGAAGCACGACAAAGGACAGGAGAACGUUUGUGUGGAGUGUGGGCUGGAUUUCCCCACGCUGACCCAGCUGAAGAGGCACCUGACCGCCCAUCGCGGCCCCACCUUGUACAGGUGUGCAGAGUGCCAGAAGACAUUCCAGUACCCGAGCCAGCUUCAGAACCACAUGAUGAAACACAAAGACAUCAGACCGUAUAUCUGCAGCGAGUGUGGGAUGGAGUUCAUCCAGUCACACCACCUGAAACAGCACACGCUCACUCACAAAGGGGUGAAGGAGCACAAGUGUCGCAUCUGUGGUCGUGAGUUCACCCUGUUGGCAAACAUGAAGCGCCACGUCCUCAUCCACACCAACAUACGGGCCUAUCAGUGCCAGAUGUGCUUCAAGAGUUUUGUCCAAAAACAGACUCUGAAGGCUCACAUGAUCGUCCACUCGGACAUCAAGCCCUAUAAAUGCAAGCUUUGUGGUAAGCAGUUCAACAGGAUGCACAAUCUAAUGGGCCACAUGCAUCUCCAUUCAGACAGCAAACCCUUCAAAUGCCUUUACUGCCCGAGCAAGUUCACGCUGAAGGGAAACCUCACCAGACACAUGAAGGUCAAACACGGCGUCAUGGACAGGGGGCUGGAUGAAAGAUUGUUUAGGCGAAGAGGGCGAUUCUGCAUGUCCACUCCCAUGGGCCUCCUCACCCGCUUCAGCCAAGAGGAACCGUUUGACCUUUCCCAGAAGCCCCCGGGCCUGCCCGGCCUCCGUCUCUCCCAGUCGGAUGGCGAGAGCGUCCCUGGAAGCUCGUGUCAGGAGGAGGAUGAGGAGAGUUUGUACAGAAGGAGCCAGUACAGCCCCGAGGUGGACCAACAUGAGCCAGCAGGCGAGGACCAGUACAUGGCUGAGCUGGAGGAGAGAGGGCAGGUGUCUCCGGCUGAGCUAAGGCCGGAAGAGAAGCAGAAAGAAAUGUGUCAGCAGAGUUUAGAGGAAAAGAGGGAGGCAGCAGCAGAGGGACACUCUGGAGAUCCCAGAGGUGACCAGGCGCACCCCUUACAGUCAGAAGAGACAUCCGAGAUGGCAGAACUAGAAGUAGAUCACCAAGAGCGAGACGAGCCAGAGCAAAGCAAACAGCAGGUGGACGGCUUUUGUGACGCAGCAAGCAGACAGGAACCAGAGUAGAUCAGAGACAGGUGGAAUAAUGAAUCGCUCGCGCAUAUGUGAAUUAAUUAGGAGUUACGGGUCCACGGAAUGAAGAAGAGUAGUAACAGUUCGACAAAGAGUGAGAAGAAGAUGCAGGUUUUAGGGAAGACUGUUUUUUUUUUUUUGACAGGAAAGUGAAGUAAAGUGUGUCUGUGUCUAACUGAAACUAGAUUAUGUGGUUUAGUAGCUUAGAACCAAAAAAGAAAGAUGAACAUAUCAUGGUUAUUAACAGUGAAGCGACUGAAAUACAAAGCUGUGAAGCGUAACGCAUGUACAGAACAUAUUAUACACUGAUUAAUAGUCACUGACAGAGGGUUAAUGUGCAUUUAUGAGUGGAUAAGUAUGAUUAUUUUUUGAAAGUAUUUUUUUUACAAAUAAUUUUGCAAUAUUGACUGAAAUAUGCAAUUUUGCUUAACUUUUAAAUUUAUAAAUCUAUGAUGUCAAAAUCAAAAAUUGGGCUUGUGUUGGGGUUAUUUUGUUUUGUUUGUUUGUGGGAUAUUGUGGUUUUAACAGAUACAGAUAUGACAAAACUUGAUUUUCUCAAAUCUUUGGUGUCUUUAUGAAAUAAACUGUGAUUUAGUUUUUUAUGUCUAAUGUAUAAUUUUUUUUAAUCUACAUGUUUUAAUUGUAUGGCAGUGUAAUGGUGAAAUCAUCUGGAUGUGAUACUGCUAAUGCAAAAAUAAAAGCUUGGACGCAUGAACCGGUUAAAUGAAAUCUGCUGUUUGUGCUUUUAGACACCCUAUAAACAUGACCGUUUUUUAAAGAAUAUAAAAACGGCCGUUGAAUGUCAACCUUCUCCGUCUGACACG